AUGAUGCAGAUGCAGCUUGGGUAUUUUUGAGGCUGCGAUUAAUUGUCCUGAAGGCAACUCAAGAAAGUAGUCGGGCUGUCCUGAAACAACUUUCGAUCGAUUGCUGUCCGCGCAGCCUCUUUUGCAAUGAAAGACAGCGAGAUCGAAGACGAUGCGGCCCUCGUUGACUCGUUCUUUUCACCAGGCGGUCUCUUCGCGGACGAAAACAACAACAACAACAACAACAACAAUAAUAAUAGGAGUGACGAACGGAGCAACAGCUACGAUGUUCGGAUCGACCCAAUGCCUCCCGCCGCUACGAUUGCGAGGCCCGCUGUGCUAUCUAGUCCCCUUCCAAAUAAUCCUUGGGAAUCAGAAACAGCAGCUAAAAGUCAGACUCCUACUAAUACUGUUGCUGCGCAAGCGAUGGAUUCGAGAAUGGCGUCGCUGUCGACAGGGAUGAACGAUCCUCAAUUUUAUCAACAACUCCAUUUAUCCCUGUUGCCCACAAACGACAUUUUCCGCGCCAAGCAUCUCCGACUCGGUAGCAGCGACAAUAAUGGCAAUCGAUUCGACCACGACAGAGAAAUACAUACAUUAAGAACAGCAACUAGCGAGGACUCGGUGUUUCGCCCAAACCAAACUGAAACAAUCCCAAUCGGAGGCACGAGUCCAAACGGAAAUGGCGCAGCCAUUGCUGCUACCAACAGAACCACCAUCCCGAACGCUGGAAUCAUACUGCGUCCACCACCCGGGUUUCGAACCCUCCAAGCGGGGGAUCCUGCCAACGAAACCGCGUUCCUCGCCAACCCGGGCCGGUACCCACCCGGCGCAAUGGCAGCCAACCGCAACAGCAACAAACCAAUCUCGACUGAAGUUCGAAUGCCGACCAGCAACAGCGCUGCCAUUGGAAACGAGCCUGCCUUGCGAGAACCGGCGCAUUCACUCCGAAAGGCUGGCAACGACAAAAUCGGCCCGUCAGCAACCAACGAUUCGAACGCUGUGCCCUUUCCGAUGUCGAAUAUUCUUUCUCCCACCAUCACGAAUGCGGUAGACGCGCAUCUCCGAAACCCGUCGGUGGCACCAAACAAUAGAAACACCACGAACGAUGGUGUGGGACUGCCGCCCUCGCAAGUCUCUACCAGUGGCCAGAGGAACGACUGCGAACGAAAGGAACGAAUGCCGAGCAAUCCCAUCGGUCGCGAGAUGCAAUUUGAUGGAAAACCGCUCGCAUCCGAAUCGGAAUCCGAUCCAAACGGAGAGGGACUCCAAGAAACCCCAUUGCGCAUCGCGAUCGAAUCCGAAGCAAUCCUACCAAAGCCCAUCGCUUUUGUAGGAGAGGAGUACGUCGACGAAAACGGGGACGAGGUCGACCCCGACGAAGAAGACUCGGAAGAAAAUUCCAUUCCAUCGACCAUUUGUCGGAGCUCUUGCAUAGAAUCGAACACUUCGUCUCUGAGUACGUUUGGCGAUCCAGACAACAACUCUGAUUACUCUUCCAACGCUAGUGGUGAUAGCCACCACAACAAUAGCAAUGGGUUUAGAGACGAGGGCAUUGGAUACGACACGGACCAAGCGCACGUUUCUCGAAUUGCCGGAAUCGUGGGGGACGGCAGCAUAUGCAGCGGUGCCGGAAAUGCUGGAGCGACCGACAAAGAGGAAUCUUCGAGCCCGGACCCAAGCCAUCUCUGCUCGAAAGGUCAAACACUCAGCGAGGCUCCUUCGGCGAGCGUUGCGUUUCGUCGUUCCCCGAAGGGAUACACCGUAUAUCAAUUCUGGAGAAGCCUGCUCGCUGCCAUUCGAUCCCUCGUGGAGCGUGUUGCAGCCCGCUGCCGGGCGGUUGGCACUGCAUCGAUCGCUGCAGUUCGGGAGUCCUCGGUCGUGGCAUCCGCGAGAGACCAACAGGAACGGCUUUCGAAGCGAGCCGAGAAAUUGGCGCAAGAAUUUCGUAUUGUAUGGAAUGCUUUUGUCGAGGCCAAAGAAGUCUGCGCAGCCUUGCUGAUACGACUGCUGGGGGUCACUCGCGAGGCUAUUCAAAUAGCGGCGAAGGCUUCCGCAAUAGUUUCAAAGGUCUCCGCCAUGGUUCUUUUCUUUCUGCUCGAAAUGCUAAAGUUUGGACUGAUCGAGGCGGUAGAAGAAUUUGGAGGAGUCACGAUGUGCUACAUAGCACUCUGUGUGCUGCCAGAAGCAUGCAUUCUGCUCAUGGACUACGUCACUAUUCCCCACUGGACGCCUCACGUCUUCACAUGGACGACAAUCCGCUCGCUCUGCUGCCUGGUAGAGGGAGGAACUCUGCAUGAAACGGCGGGUCUUUCGUUGGCUUCUCUGGUGAGCAAGCUUUUCAAGGCUUCACGGCUGGCACCAGUCCCCGCUCCGAGCAGCGUGGGCUCUCCAAAUUCGCCUUUGAUGGCCACAGCCGCCCAACGAAACCUUUCGUCGAACCGCGAAAAGCGAAACGAAGCGCACAAGAUCGGACGAGACAAACACGCUUGCUCCUUCGUUUUGAAGAUGCUAAGGAGGAUGGUUCCGGGCUUCUUUGUCAUUGAGGGAUUUUCGUCCGAGUUCGGAAGCAUCCUGGGCGUGAGCAGAACCAAUCGUAUGAUCACGGCCUACAACAUGGUUUUAGUUAGGAAGUGUCUAAUAAAAUCUCCGAUCGGCUGGAUCAGCUGGGCCCUCCAGGUGUUGAUCGCUACCUACUUUCGUUCCUGGGGUUUCCUCGAUUGCUUUAUAGUGGUGAUUGGMUUGUCUUCCAUUCGACUCAUUCGCUAUAUCGAGGCACAACGGUUGGAAGGGAAGCAAACGAGACAGAAAAACAAAUUGAAAUAGAUGAAGACGAGAUCGUUGGGGAAUUACUAAUUUUGGCUAAUUGUGGGAUUAUUA
Pseudo-nitzschia multistriata is the source of this 2859-nucleotide messenger RNA. The record is from the annotation of a GenBank genome assembly. Lineage: Eukaryota; Bacillariophyta; Bacillariophyceae; Bacillariales; Bacillariaceae.